This is a messenger RNA of Parastagonospora nodorum SN15, 345 nucleotides long. RefSeq lists its product as hypothetical. The transcript has 3 exons. Bases 1 to 345 code for a protein of 114 amino acids. NCBI's taxonomy places the organism in Eukaryota, Fungi, Ascomycota, Dothideomycetes, Pleosporales, Phaeosphaeriaceae. The record is from RefSeq and is a predicted model, not a curated record.
AUGGGCCCCUCUGCCCCGCCAGCCCAAAAAAAGCGCGUCACAGACCCUGACCCAUCACCUGCGACCCGGCCAGUCGCACAUUCACGGCCGCCGCACCUGUCUCGACCCUCGAGCGCAUUACCUAAGCGGCGGGUCGGCCAAAAGCCGGAGCACGUCUUCGCAUCUGCUGGUACACCUCGUGCCAUGUUCGCCGCAACUGCUCGACCUUUCUCGCCUUCUCCCACCGGCACCAUCGUGACCUUUUCAAAUCCCGGAUCACUCUCACCCGCGCCAAGCCUUUCAAUAGCCGGUUCGCUAUCUCCGUACCUGCGCGGCCUGGACUUCCGUAUAGCUUCAGGCUAUUGA